AUGGCGACGCAUAUUGACGACGCCGUCAGUGGCUUGACAGCUCUAUUCCAACACGUCUCUCGCGCCUUUGGCUUUUCUCGGGCUCACAACUUCGCGCUCUGGCUAGUCCUCUGUGGCCCCUUCGCAGCCUUCAUCCUAACCCAUCUUCGAUACCUCGAUAUCGAUGGCUACUUUUGCGGGAAGCCCCGCGUCGCCAUGCCCGGCGAAUGCUACUACUUCUCCCGGGGUGUCGGCAGGAUCGGUCUCUUCCUACACCUGGCAACAAUCUUCCCUGCGGGCUUACUGGCUGUUUUGCAGUUCACUCCUGCUGUGCGCAAGCGAUCCAUCUCACUCCAUCAGUACAUUGGCUAUGCUGUCCUGGCGCUUGUCGUGCUCAGCUCCCUCGGCGUUCUCAUGAUCUCACGACAUCAUUUCGGAGGCGGGCUGGUUCCUCAGACGGUUUCGGGCGCGGCAACGUCCAUGUUUCUUUUGUCUUUGGCAUUUGCCCUCUAUUAUGUGAAGAGGCUCAGGAUUGACCUCCACCGCGCGUGGAUGAUGAGGGCAUGGGCUGUUGCGACUCAUGUCAUUACUAUGCGACUCAUCGCAUAUCUCAUGGUUGUGUUUACCCACUCGCCUUUGAACCAUUACUACGACUAUCGUCCUUGCGCCGUCAUCGACUACAUCUUCAAACACGACUCGGAUCUGGUUAUGUCCAUGUACCCAGACUGCACCGAUUUCUACUCCGGAGUCUCGCCCGACCAGCGAGUUCUCAUCUCCGCGGAUAUCAUGUCAGGUCGGCCAGAUAAAGUCGCCGCCGGGCUCAAUGUCACGUUCGGCGCGGCUGCCUGGCUCGGUUUGCUGGUCCACUGCAUCGUCAUCGAGACGUACGUCCAGCUCACGCCGGGAGAAACUGAGCGGCUGCGGAGGUUGAGCUACAAGCGGCAACUCGAGGCGGGGAUGGUCAAGGAGGGAGAUUGCACGUGCGCUGCUAUUGUUUCCGUUGAGAAGGGUGGCUUGAUGGGCCGUGGCGAGGGUUGGGGAUGUCGACAGCAUGACAAAGUACUUGGUGUGUCGGAUGAUGAAUAA
Clonostachys rhizophaga is the source of this 1065-nucleotide messenger RNA. The record is from the annotation of a GenBank genome assembly. NCBI's taxonomy places the organism in Eukaryota, Fungi, Ascomycota, Sordariomycetes, Hypocreales, Bionectriaceae.